GCCAAAUGUUCGUUGCUGCAGCUGUUUUUCAGCCGUGGCGUGGAAGCAAGGCCGGACUGUGAAGGAUGCAAGAUGGCAAUAGCAACCUUGGGCAAAAGCAGUCUGACAUCGUCGGCAUCUUGCAAGAAGAGCUGCGUGCGCACCUUGAUGCGCUAACAACGCAAGUGAGAGCCAUUGUCUCGCAAGAGCUGGAAACCAGCACUGCCCGGUGGGACGGUUUGCUUUGCUCACAUCUCUUCGGUCCGUUGGCCAAGCCGUGGGAGACGCACACUUUGGGGGUGCCCAGGCACGAGUCCGAAUCUGAUGUAAGCAGCGAGAACAGCGGCCAAAGGGAAGCUGCAUCCCAGGCAACAUCCAAGCCAUGCUGGGCACAUGCCAGCGAAGGCUCAAGCCGCCCGCGAGACCUCAAAGUGUCAGAGCCGACGAGACGAUGCAGCUCUGCGACUUUGGAUCCAAAGGGCUGCUCCACGACAGCCGACCUGCGCCAUAGCUUGCUGCACUCAAUCGCGGAACUGGAUGCGAAUACAGGCAGCCCACUGAAUCGAAGGCUGCGGAAGUCGGUGACGGCUCUAAUGGUGACAUUGCCGCCACCAUUGCACAGGCGGAGCACUUGGCUCUCGACAUCGGAAGAGCCACGGUCUGGCCUGCAAAGAGUGCGGGUACAUUGCCAGAAGCGCAUCGUCGAGACAAACUUGUUUGAAAGUGUUGUCAUUUUUAUGAUUUGCUUCAACACGGUUAUGAUAGGCGUGAGCUGCGACUGGAAUCUGACGCAUCUCAACGAACCAGAGCCCACAGCAUUCCAAGUUUUAGAGCGCUGCUUUGCUGCAGUGUUUGCUUUGGAACUCGUUCUGCGAAUAUUUGCUUACGGGUGGCAAUUCUUCUGGCGAUCAGACUGGCAGUGGAAUUGGUUUGAUUUGACAAUUGUAAGCCUGCAGUUGUUUGAAGAGGUGUCGAGCAUAUCCAGAUCGAAAAGCGAAGAUGGUGAGAUGAACCUGAGCUCCUCUUCAAGUGCCAUCCGCAUCAUUCGAAUGUUCCGCCUCCUACGCAUAUUGAGGAUAGUACGAUUGCUUCGUUUCAUUCAGGAGCUUCGGUCGAUGCUUCUGUCAAUCCUGUCAACUCUCCGGGCGCUCGGGUGGACAAUGGUGCUGCUUGUCAUGAUUAUCUAUGCGGCAGGCGUGUUUUUUGCACAGUUCAUAAUCGAUGCAGCAGCAGGCAACAGCAAUAUCAUGACUGAAAAGCCAGAGCUGAAAUUCUACUUUGCAGACCUGCUGCGAACGAUGCUGUCUUUGUAUCAGUCGAUGACUGGGGGUCUCAGCUGGGAUGAUGCCCUCAGGCCACUAGAAGAGGCAGCAGGUGGCUGGCUGGCUGUGCCAUAUGCAUUGUAUGUGGCAUUCGUGGUCCUGGCCCUCACGAACAUUGCAACUGGCAUGUUCGUUCAAGCUUCGCUUGGAGCUCAUGAGCGUCAGCGUGAGAAGGAGAUUCGAAAGCAGUUGAGACAUCUAUUUCGGACAGCCGAUCUGAACCGCGACGGUGACCUGACUUGGGAGGAGUUUGCACGAUUUCUGGACAAUGAGGAGCAGUCCAGAUACUUUCUCAACUGCUUGUGCAUGGAUGCUCGUGAGGCUAAAGGCCUGUUUUUGCUCCUCGACAUCAACGAGACUGGGCGAGUAAGUUUUGAGGAGCUUUUGGACGGAGUGUUGCGGCUACGUGGAUCAGCUCAAGCCAUCGAUCUUGCCACAUUGAUGUACUGCAACAAGCGUAUGCUGACGUGGCUGCGAGAGAGGCUGAACACUUUACAGGAAUCUGUCGACGCAUUAUCUGGGGUGCCGCCUGCUCCUCAAAAGAGGAAGGUGAGCGUGUAUGCAAGUUGGAAUGAAGUGAUGACCAAAGUGGCUGAAGACUAAACUCGCGCACAGAAUGCAUCCACGGAAUGCACCAUCAAUGUAUUUGUGGCGUAACGUAUGCGUGGCUGUGCGUGCAACAGAGUUUGAAUCAGCCUAUUAUUCGGUUUGUCCACAGCAUGAAUUUUGGCGCCUUGUGCCAGAUGUACAGAGCGCCUGGCAUGCUUUUUGUUCAGGGUCCUUGGCAACCCUCGCCCAACCUGACAAAGAAUUAAAGGCAGCUGCGGAAGCAUAAAUCCACCGAGCAGAGGAGAACCCAUGGAGACCGAGGACCAUUGCAUGUUCACAGCUACUGCUGUGCGUGUCUGGAAGCUGCAGCUCAGCUGCAGCAACAGCACCCCAAGUAUUCAACUGCAUGGGCAAGGCAUGCAUAGUUGGCUCGCCCGACGAGGCAUGCCCAAAUUCCGACUUUGGAUUGUGUGUUUUUUGAGCAGCAUGCGUUGCAUGGGCUCACGGAGCAAGACGGGCGACUGUCCAAA
Messenger RNA from Effrenium voratum, 2380 nucleotides. NCBI's taxonomy places the organism in Eukaryota, Dinophyceae, Suessiales, Symbiodiniaceae. The record is from the annotation of a GenBank genome assembly.